Messenger RNA from Elgaria multicarinata webbii, 2715 nucleotides. RefSeq names its product kelch domain containing 4 (gene KLHDC4). The record is from RefSeq and is a predicted model, not a curated record. Gene Ontology annotation, molecular function: protein binding. The transcript is spliced from 12 exons. NCBI's taxonomy places the organism in Eukaryota, Metazoa, Chordata, Lepidosauria, Squamata, Anguidae. The coding region runs from base 119 to 1894 and encodes 591 amino acids.
CUGUGGUUGACAUGUGAGUUUUGCAUGCAGCCCUAGGCACCGCAAGAGGGCCCUUGCAAGACAGCAGCAACAGCAGCAGCAACACCUGGCUCCUUUCUUUGCAGCCAGGUCUGCAAACAUGGGCAAGAAAAGCAAGAAGGAGAAGAAAGUGAAAGGUGCUGAAAAAACAGCUGCCAAGAUGGAGAAGAAGGUCUCCAAGCGGGCAAAGAAAGAGGAGGAGGAUCUCGAAGCUCUGAUCGCUGAGUUCCAGACUCUGGAUGCUAAAAAGACUCAAGUGGUCGAAGCAACCUGCCCACCGCCCUCCCCAAGACUCAAUGCAUCUCUCUCUGCACAUCCCGAGAAAGACGAACUAAUUCUGUUUGGAGGUGAAUAUUUCAAUGGCCAAAAAACGUUCCUGUACAACGAACUGUUCGUUUACAACAUUCGGAAGAACAGCUGGGCGAAGAUCGACAUCCCGAACCCUCCUCCCCGGCGCUGUGCUCACCAGGCUGUCGUGGUAGGCCAGGGUGGCGGGCAGCUUUGGGUGUUUGGUGGGGAGUUUGCUUCACCCGACGGGGAGCAGUUUUACCACUACAAAGAUCUCUGGGUCUUGCAUUUGGCUAGCAAGACCUGGGAGCAAAUCAAGGCCGCCGGGGGUCCCUCGGGUCGCAGCGGACACAGGAUGGUGGUGUGCAAGAGGAAACUGAUUCUCUUCGGAGGAUUCCACGAAAGUGCGAGAGAUUACAUCUACUACAACGACAUUUAUGCCUUUAAUCUGGACACAUUUGCCUGGAGCAAGCUGGCUCCCUCUGGGAUUGCCCCAGCGCCAAGAUCUGGUUGCCAUCUGGCCACCACUCCAGAUGGCAACGUCCUUGUCUAUGGAGGCUACUCUAAGCAGCGGAUUAAGAAAGACGUCGACAAAGGCACUCUCCACACCGACAUGUUCCUGUUGAAGGGAGAAAGCUCAGACAAAUGGACGUGGGCCCGGAUGAGCCCUUCUGGCGUCAAGCCAACACCCAGGUCUGGCUUCUCGGUGGCGAUGGCCCCCAGCAACCGCUCCCUUCUGUUUGGCGGAGUCCACGAUGAGGAAGAGGAGGAGGACCUCGAAGGAGACUUCUUCAAUGACAUUUAUUUCUACGACCUGGCAAAGAACCGGUGGUUUCCUGGACUGUUAAAGGGGCCCAAGUCUGAGAGAAAGAAGCGAAGGCGUGGCGCGGCAGUGGACGAUGCAGCCGGCUGUGCAGGUGGUGAGAUUGAGGGCCAGCCCCCUCUGGGCCCCGUGGAGAUUGUCAAGGAGGUGGUGGCAGAGGACGGGACGGUGAUGACCAUCAAGCAGAUGAUCGCGUCCCCCGAGGCAGAGCUGGCGAAGUCGGAGUCUGAGGGCGAGGAGGAUGGGGCAGGGGACGAGGCCUCCGGCCAGCAGGUGGAGCCCUGCCCACGCUCAAACGCCAUGCUGGCGGCCAAGCACGGGGUGCUCUACGUCUACGGGGGGAUGUUCGAGGUGGGCGACCGCCAGUUCACUCUCAACGACCUCUAUGCCAUCGACCUCCACAAGAUGGAAGAAUGGAAGGUCCUCGUGGAGAUGGACCCAAAAACCCAGGAAUGGCUUGAGGAAUCGGAGUCUGAAGAAGAAGGAGAGGCAGAUGUAGAAGGCGCCGAAGGGGGGGAAGAGGAGGAGGAAGAGGAGGAGGAGGAGGAAGAGGGCUCUGGUGAUGGUGGGAGCGAAGAUGAAGAUGAAGGAGAGGAAAAGCACCCUGCUGUAAAGCACGAUGAGAAGUACACGGAUUAUCUCUCCAGGACAGAACAGUACUGGGUGAAAUUGGCCUGCCAGAACAUGGGCCCUGGGGCCAAAGAGAAGAAGACCGUGAAAGUGGGGCACGCGAUGGCGAAGGCCUUCUACGAAGGGUCUGCCUAGACAGGUCUUCCCUUCCGCUAAGGAGGGGGGGCCUGAGUAACAGUUUUGCCUAGUGAAAUGGGGGCACCUGAAGUCUGUGUCAUCCCAAACUGAACUGGUGCUCCUUUACUUGCCUUGUACUGUGGGUUUUAGGUGCCUGAUCCACCAAACUGUCAAUUCAUUAGAAAGCAUGUCUGUCUCUAUUCAAGAGUUUAACAUUGAGUAAUCUACACACACAGACACCAUUGAAUCUCACAAUACGGCUUUUCUUGAUUCAAGGCAAGGGCAGCCUAUGUUUGAAAGCUUCCCCUGUGGCAAGCUAGCUUUCUCCUCGGUGUGCUAGCCUUCUAUGUGCAGGGAGAUUCCCCACCCCUCCACUGGCCCCGUGGGGAGGGGGAGAUGUUCAAAAAUGUAAUUUCCCCAUCUUCAGUAUGAAUGGUAGAGUUCAGGAGAAGCUGUACCACAUGGAAUACUCCAUAUCUUAGAGUUGGCUUGGAAGCAGAAGUACACAGUUACACCGCUGAGUAGGCUACUUCUCCUGAUUAUGGAUCGGUUGCUGACAAUUCAGGACUGAAGGAAACUUUUCCUGAUGGCAUUAUGAAUGUACAUUUGUAAGAACAGGGCUGGCUGGAAGGAGCCACCCAAGGGUCAGAAACUUCAAGAGAGUUGAUGGAUUUGGAGGAAUUUGGCCGUAAAGUUUAGUUAUUCUUGUUGAAAGCUGUUUUGAGUUUGCAUGAGAAUUUUAGGCUGUUUCUCUUUUCCAAUCCAAUUGUCGGACUGGGAACCAGGACUUGUCAUUUCAAACAAUUCUAUAGAUAAAACUUAUUUUGUUCGUUAGCAGA